GCCCGGAGCUAUCCACUCGUGAGGGCAGAGCAACUGCCGGCGGCGGCGGCGGCACGAAGCAAUGUAGACCGACAUGGGGGAGGAGAGGACGGGGAAGAAGGGAACACCCUGCCGCCGCCAUGCAACGCAUGGAGCUUUGCCCCCGCGUGGCCAGCCGGCGAUGGAGAGGAGAGGCAGCGUGAAGAACAACAGAUUUUGGGUGAUGCGCGGCCGCCGCUCGAGUUGCCUGGAGGGGACGCAGGGGCCAGAUUAAUUUUUUCGGAGACCCAAAUCGUCGUUUCGAAAUAUGAGUAGAUGGAGGGAGUAUUUGGAAUUAAUCAUGAAAUUGAGUAAUUUUCCAAAACUGGAACCAAGUCUUCCUUUUCUCCAAAAAAGGAAAAGGACAAGGCGAAGUCUUCUUCGCUGAAGAGCAAGCGUCGCUCUCCAUUUCCGACCAUGAAAACUAGCACCAAGAUGGGCAAAGAUGCCCGUAGAAGCCGGCAAGCUCGUGCCCGGCAGCGGCUUGGAACCGGUCGUCCUCGUCCUUCCACGCCCUCCGGCCCUGUCCUCUCUAAUUUAACCCCACUAGGCCUUCCCGAUUUUGCCUGACCUCGUCCCCCCUUAACCUCCCCUCCUCCUGCUAUUCCACUCGCACCCUUCCUUUCAGGAGGAGAAGGUCCAAGGGGGGAUCAGUUCCAUUGCACUUGAUCCCAUUUUCUCUUCCUGGUUUGCUUUUGCCAUUUUUUGAUUCGUGAGGUCAAAUAGAGCCCGGUUCCUCCCCCCUUCCCUCAGAGGCGCUGCCGCCUUUCUUGGCUUCUUGAUUGGGUUCCGGCUGCUGCUACAUUCUUGAUUCACUUGGAAAAUGAUCAAGUGGGGGAUCAGCAGCGGGACGCCCGCGGAUGCGUACUACGAGAUCCGCUCCGAUUGCACAGACGAUGUGCCCAAAAGCAAGUUCAAGAUCAAGGCUGGCAAAACACUGAGUGUUCGGAAAUGGCAAGCUGCAUUUAAUCCUGAUGGCUGUCUUGACAUUGUCUCGGUCCUAAGCCGGAUACAAAAAGGAGGUGUUCACCCGACUGUCAGGGGGGAGGUUUGGGAGUUCUUACUUGGCUGCUUUGAUCCGAGGAGUACCUUUGAUGAGAGGGAGGAGAUCAGGCAAAUAAGAAGGCUACAAUAUGCUAGAUGGAAGGAAGAAUGCAAAGAGAUGGAUUCUCAUGUUGGUAGUGGUAAGGUUAUCACAGCACCACUUAUCACUGAGGAUGGAAGACCUAUCAAGGAUCCUUUGGUUUUACUUGAGGCUACUUCAAACCAAAACACCUCAGAGGGUGCUUCAACUAGCAGCCACAAUGGAAUUGAAGUAGACGAAUCUGCAGAAUGUAUUACUGACAAGCAAAUUAUUGAAUGGAAGCUUACAUUACAUCAAAUUGGACUUGACGUGCUACGUACUGACCGCACCAUGGUAUUUUACGAGAACAAGGAAAAUCUUUCAAAGUUGUGGGAUAUUCUAGCCGUGUAUGCAUGGAUUGACAAAGAUGUUGGUUACUGUCAAGGAAUGAGUGAUUUAUGCUCACCAAUGAUUGUGCUACUCAACGAUGAGGCAGAUGCGUUUUGGUGCUUUGAGAAGUUGAUGCGUAGAUUGCGAGGAAAUUUCAGAUGCACAGAUCAAUCUGUUGGGGUGGCUAACCAACUUCAGCACCUUGCAUCUAUCAUUCAGGUGCUGGACCCCAAGCUACAUGACCACCUAGAAACACUUGGUGGAGGUGACUAUCUUUUUGCAUUCCGUAUGUUCAUGGUUCUAUUUCGACGUGAGGUGUCAUUUGGGGACUCCUUGUACCUGUGGGAGAUGAUGUGGGCUCUCGAAUACGAUCCGGAUAUCUUCUUUGCAGCAUGUGAAGAAGCAAGCGGUGCACAUAAAAAAGUAUCGAAAUCAAAAUUAAGAGGAGUGCGCCAUUUUGCCAAGUGGGAUAAGGACAAGGACAAGGACAAGGACAAGGACAAGGACAAGGACAAGGAUGUCUCUGAGGAAACUGAUGGCCCAGUUCCCAUUUCAGUUUUCAUGGUUGCAAGUGUGCUCAAGGAAAAGAGAGAAAAACUGUUACAAGAAGCUAGAGGACUGGAUGAUCUUAUUAGGAUAUUGAAUGAUGUAAAUGGGAAUUUAGAUGCGAAAAAAGCCUGCGCUGGAGCUCUGAAACUUCACAAGAAAUACCUCAAACUGGUACAGGCAAAGAAAACCUAAAAAGGCACCGGAAGAUAUGCUUCCACUGAGGGAUUCUUUACCAUUUGAAUCUACACAUACACGACCAUAUUUGGCACAGAAACAGCGAGUGAAGGUUCUCAUGGGUGGUCAUAAUCGGAAGAUGGCCCCAGAUACAGGAUAGAUGCAACUUCUGUAUGUAAUGAUAUCACAUUCUCUGUAUCCCACAUAAGUUCAUAUGCUUGUACAGACAUGGUGCUGUGGGUACCUUGCAAAAAUAAUAAUUACAAUUCAAGUUGAAAUGUCAUGCAUGUUGAGAUU
This is a messenger RNA of Triticum urartu, 2491 nucleotides long. Its product is annotated as rab GTPase-activating protein 22. NCBI's taxonomy places the organism in Eukaryota, Viridiplantae, Streptophyta, Magnoliopsida, Poales, Poaceae. Gene Ontology annotation, molecular function: GTPase activator activity. The record is from RefSeq and is a predicted model, not a curated record. Gene Ontology annotation, biological process: activation of GTPase activity.